AUGGCAAAGGUGUUCGACGCCGCAGAAGUUGCGAAGCAUAACACCUCAGAAAGCUGCUGGGUAAUUCUAUAUGGCGACGUCUAUGAUGUGACGGGAUUUAUUCCGGAACAUCCUGGCGGAUCAAAAGUCGUUCUGAAGCUUGCAGGCCGAGAUGCGACUGAGAAGUUCGAUCCAAUCCACCCUUCCGGUACCUUGGCCGAAAACCUCGACCCGUCGUGCAAACUGGGCCGAGUCGACCUUGCAACACUCGUUGCACCAGCAGUGGAAGAGGCAAGUGCGAAGAGGGACCAAGAAGGGCCUAUAGACGUCCAAACUCUACUCAACCUCGACGAGUUCGAAGAGGUUGCAACGAAAAAGAUUUCACAGAAGGCAUGGGCAUACUACUACUCCGCUUCUGAUGACCUUUUCUCCAAAUCUUUCAAUAAUCAAGUAUACAGACAAAUCCUACUCAGACCGCGAGUCUUUGUCGAUUGCACAAACUGCGACAUAUCUACCACAAUCCUGGGCCACAAGGUUGGCUUGCCCCUUUUUGUCGCCCCGGCGGCAAUGGCUAGACUGGCCCACCCAGAUGGUGAAUACGGCAUUGCGCAAGGAAUAUCUUCCUUUGGAGCGCUACAAAUUAUCUCCAAUAAUGCCUCCCAAAAGCCAGAAGAGAUUGUCGCCAACAGUGCACCAGGACAGAUUUUUGGAUGGCAAAUAUACAUACAGAACGACCGGAAAAAGAGCAUCGCUAUGCUAAAGCGCAUCAAUGCGUUGCCGAAUAUCAAAUUCAUUGUUCUGACCCUCGAUACCCCAGUUCCUGGGAAGCGCGAGCACGACGAGAGAGUCGGCUCGCUUGGUAAGGGUCUCGAUGCGAUAUCCGAUGGCACAGGCGAGAAGCGGGAAUCGAAAGGAGGCGUUGGAAAGACCCUGUUUUUUGGCACCGCCAUGGACCUGACCUGGAAAACUACUCUUGGUUGGCUUAAGGAGCACACCGAUCUUCCCAUCGUGCUGAAGGGUGUUCAGACUCACGAAGAUGCAUACCUGGCGAUGCAGUUUGCACCACAGCUGAAGGCUAUUAUCUUGUCAAACCACGGAGGACGAGCUCUAGAUACAGCACCUCCAGCCGUGCAUACGCUCCUUGAGAUACGCAAAUACUGCCCUGAGGUGCUCAGCCGCAUCGAAGUCUGGGUGGAUGGCGGCAUCAAGCGCGGGACAGACGUGGUAAAAGCGUUGUGCCUUGGCGCGAAAGCCGUUGGUGUUGGGCGAGCGGCGCUGUUUGGACUUGGUGCUGGGGGUAAGGAGGGUGUGGAGCGAACAUUUGAGAUUCUGAAGGGAGAGAUUGAGACUUGCAUGAAACUGCUCGGUGUGGACAAGGUGAGCGACCUUGGACCGAAGUAUAUCAACUCAAGAGCCGUGGAACGGGAUAUUUAUGAUGGUCACGCUGGGCUGGAGAAGGUGGGAUUGUGGGUCAGCGCAAAGCUAUAA
Molecule: messenger RNA, 1467 nt
Organism: Pseudogymnoascus destructans
Lineage: Eukaryota; Fungi; Ascomycota; Leotiomycetes; Thelebolales; Thelebolaceae
Exons: 2
Coding region: 1-1467 (488 amino acids)
Molecular function (GO): heme binding; oxidoreductase activity
Source: RefSeq, a predicted model, not a curated record